Molecule: messenger RNA, 4177 nt
Organism: Phoenix dactylifera (date palm)
Lineage: Eukaryota; Viridiplantae; Streptophyta; Magnoliopsida; Arecales; Arecaceae
Product: ARM repeat superfamily protein
Biological process (GO): snRNA 3'-end processing
Cellular component (GO): integrator complex
Source: RefSeq, a predicted model, not a curated record
GGACACCAAACCGGCAAACCCCAUGUUAUGAUAUCGUCCCUCUCCUCUGCCCCGGCCCUCGCCACCAAAACCCUCUCCUCCUCCUCCUCCUCCUCAUCCGUUGUAUUUGGGCCGCGCAUAGCAGAAUCGAGACGAGGUCGAGACGGAGAGCAAGGGAGCGAUGGAGAAGAUCCCCGCGGCUUUCGCCAUGGAGUGGAGCAUCGAGCUCGAGAAGGGGCUCCGUUCCAAGACGCUUGGUCAACAUGUUAAGGCAAUAGAACAAAUUGGACCUAGGCUUCAAGAAUGGAGCAAGGAACCAAACAUUACAAUGGCAGUAUUAGAUAUAUAUGGCUUGGUACCUGGGGAGGACAGAACAUUUGCUAACACGAUCCUUCUUCGGCUUGCUGAUGCAUUUAAGCAUGGGGACAAUUAUACAAGGCGCUGCAUCCUGAAGGUUUUUCUCUUGGAGUUGAAGCACCUUGACAAGAAGGGCAAAAGGUAUAAUGGUAUUCUGGCAAAGCAGAGGGUACCUAAUAAUGUUGAGCUGCUUAAAAGAGUAAAAAUAGUUUUUGACACAGGUGAUAUUGAGGCUAAAGUUUUGGCUUUGCAUCUAUUUGGUUGUUUGGCUGAUCUAGCAAAGGAUAGUCUUCAUAUACGCUAUACUAUACUUUCGAGCUUGCAGUCGUCCCAUGUCUCAGAGGUAAGGGCAUCGUUGUUUGCUGCUGGUUGCUUUUGUCAAUUUUCGGAGGAUUUUGCAUUCAUUGUUCUGGGAAUACUGGUUCACAUGAUUUGUGCACUACGAAUGUCCUCUAAAGUGAAAUUUGCAGCAGCUCAUGCUUUCUCUAAAAUGCAAUGCUCAGCUUCUGUAGCAAGCAGAGCUUACAAGGCUGGUAAGCAACUGCUGCUGGGUUCAUUACAGGAUGAGCUAAAAGCUGAGAUGUUGUCAUCUCUCUCAAAAUUGACUUUCAAGUCGACUACUUUAAUUGCUCAACAGGUAGACUUGCUCUUAUCAUUUGUAAGCCAUGGCUCUGCUUCUUUGUUGAAGGCUAGAGCACUCAAAUGUUUGUCCUUUCUGAUUGGCAGCAGUGCCUGCUCUGUUUCUGUCAAUAGAAAGGUACUUUCUAUGUUGAUCCGUAUCAUUGAUGACGAUGAUAUUCCAGUUGAUUUUCAAUGUGAAGCCCUCAGGAUAUUGUGCAAGAUUUUCCAUGGUACGUGCCCAGAUAUGCCUCAUAUGGAUCUGCCUGAUCUAUUUAAUGUGGUUCUGACUGUGAAAAAUGCAGCACAGACAUCUGAUAAGGCAAAGAGAGGUCUUGCUCUUUGUCUUCUUGUAGAUAUCUUGUGCAGAAUUAAGAGGACAAGGAAAGGGCAUGGAUCACUCUCCUCGGAAAUGUGGCAUGCUAUAUGCUCCGAAUUUCAUGGGAGUCCAGAAGCUACAGUUUUGGCUUCUUGUGGAGAUGGCCUGUCAAAUAUUGUCUGCCAAGUAACUUCAUUAAUUAUAUAUCACAUUUCCUCCCUGAUUAAGCAAACUACUGUUGAGUCUGAUGGAGAAGUGAUACAUACAGGAAAUUUGACAUCCGUUGGUUCACUAUCUGAAGUGAAAGAAUGCAAAAGCUUUCUCAGUCUUAUUCUUCAUCUUGCUGAAGAAUAUCCUUCUGCAGGUCUCAUUGCACUAGAUAGAAUAAGAUAUCUGAUACAAACUCUGGAUAGUACAUAUGACAAAUUUAACAUGGAGAACUCCAGCACUUCUGGAGAAGUUUUUAAAGCAAAAUGGGGUGCUGGAAAACCAUGUGUUUUUGGGCCUCUAGAAUCUGAUAGUAUGCAAAUUUCUUUUGCUUCAAAGCUUGUACUUUGCAUGUUGAGGUUUGCGAAUGCUUGCCUCAAUUUAGUUAAUGAGUCUGGUGCAGUCAACAGGGAAGUUUGUGAGACACUGAAGCAUCUAGCUGAAUACAUGCAAAAAAGUAGGUUCUAUGACUGCAACUCAUUCGAAAUUUUCUGCCUCUCCAUGCAUGCUUACUUAGCUUGUUGUUGCUGCAGAAUGACUAGUGUCAACCAGCAGGAUUCAGAUCAUUCAAAAGUUGGUGCCAAUUUAGGCUUCUUUCAUAAUGUUUUCUGGGUUGGAAUGGAAUGGCGGACACUUGAAUUUACCAAGAAUAUGCUGCAAAAAAGAAACUAUUGGGCUGCAUACAGAGUUGGAAAGUAUUCUUGUUGUGAAGGGCUAUGGUUUGCAGCAGCUUUCACGUUUAGGAAAUUGACAGGUGGUGUACAAUCAGAUUCCUCUCGUUGCUGGCUCAAAUCUUUGUUGUUAUUAGCUGGUGGUGAAAGCGAAAUUAAAUUGCUUCUCUUUCCUAAAGCUGGUGUAGAAUUGAUAAGUGGCCUGCAAACUGAAGGCAAUUGUGAAAGGUCUUUUACUUGUGUUGAAGAAGAAAUGAGCCGACAUGUUGGGGAGAAAGCAGACUUGCAUGAUUUUGAGGGAAAACUUGCAAGGGUUUAUAGCAGAAUAUGCUCUGCAGAGGAAACUUUGGCAGCUUCUGGGGCUUCAGUUGGUGUCUACUACUUCCAUAGGUGGUUCAUCAGUCUGAGAGCCAAAUUUCUCGAGAUCUUGAUGGAUAUGCUUGGAUUGCUGAGUUCACAUAAAUUUACUGAGGCAAACCCAGCAUUUGCACAAAAUAAGAAUCCUCUCAUGCUUAGUUUUGCUUUAAGGCUGAAUAAAUUAGCAAAAGACUACGAUCUUCUUGCCACAUCUUUCUUGGACAUUGACUUCUGGAGUUAUAGAAGCAUCUCUAGGCUGGCUCUUAGUUGCUCGAUACUUGCAUUUUGCUCUGCCUUUGCUCUGCACUUCUCAAACACAGACUCAGCUCUGUACAAGAAUGUCCUGUCAUGCGGCCUGGGAAACUCUGAAAAGUUUUUGAAGGCAGUUAUUAUAAAAGAUAUGGUUGAGCGACUUUGGGAUAUGGAUAGCAAGAUUACCAUGCAGCUUCAGCAGUUUAUGACUUCUUUCUGGGAAGAUAUGGACCUCUUUCAGUCCAGAACACGAGUUAAAAGUUCUGGUCACAUAGAAAGAGCUUCAUUAGAGGUAUUUGAGAUUGCCAUAUCUGGUGUCCUGCAAAACCAAAAAGAUUCAAGAGGAGUGAAAGAUGAGGAAGAUCUACAGCCACUUUUCGUGCGUGGACUGCAACUCUUGUCUGACAUGACUAGAAAUUUGAUGGAAAUACCUUUUCAGGUUCCCAAAUACUUCUUCAGUGUUAGGCCUUGCAUAGGUGCGGAGCUCUUUGUCUUCAAUGCAGACUCCAGAAGCAAACAUGAUUUAUCUGUCUCACCUGGUUUCCAAUUGUCUCUAAAUCUUUGCAUUCAGCUGAAGAAUGCAAUGAUAGAGCCUCAUGUUCAGGUUGCUAAGAUGCAUUGUGUUCUUGCUGUGAGACCAUCUAAUCGGUUAUCCAUUGGAGGAAAAGAAAGACAAAUGCAAUGUGGCUUUCAUCCUCGCAAGACUGAUGAAAUGGUCGAGUUGAAUGAGAUGCUACUGCUCUAUAUAAAAGCAGAGACUAGUAAAGCUGACAUGAUGAAUAGCGAGGUUGGCAAUGGUGUUGACUUGGCGACGGCCUAUGCUUGUUUCGAACCAAAUGAAAAAGGACAAGGAUUCUCAUCUUGUUUGCUUAAUGUUUCUGCAUUUCCUGAGGGCUCAUAUCAAAUAAAGUGGCAUAGCUGUUGCAUUGAUAAUAGUGGCUCUCAUUGGAGUUUGUUGCCCCUUAAUGCCGGUGCUAUCUUUACCAUUAGAAAGCCUUGAUGAUUUAUCCUGUGAUUUUAAGAUGCAAAAGUUUGUUAUCUGGCUUCAAGUAGCAUCAGGAUCGGUUUGUGUUGGAGACCCAUAAGUCCAGUUGUAGCAUACUCGUCCUAUAUAUUUGGUACAGAUUGCCCUUAUGUGGUCGGUUGUCCACUGAGACCCUGUAAUGUCUGCUUGGCAGACGGCGGCACGUAAUGCUGGUAGAUUGUGGAUUUUUCUCCGGACUGCUCAGCAAAGAAACGAUAGAAGUGAUUACUUCUUGUGGUUAACAACAGUAUUUAUGUACUAUGUUGCCGGUAAAAGCAACUUCAUUGUUGCUUGUUUUUUUUUUUAAAAAAAAUGGGAGUUAGAGAUGAGAUGUCAAAAAACAUGUUUUACUGGUUGGUGGUGAAAUUGAAACACGAAUCUCUUCCGGAUGAA